AUGGCCAUCUAUUCAUCAGUCCCGCCACCCGCACAACAGGCUUCCGGUUUAGCAGGUCCAGAUAUCGAAGCCUGGACGGUGUCUGCUUUAGAAUCACUCAAUGUUUCUCCUACUGCUCGCGGUACUGGAGUUACACUCUCCAUUCCUCUCGAACAAGAUGAGCUCCCCAAAGACGCGACACCCUCAAGGCCCAUUGCCUACAAACCUCGCAAAGAAGUUUUGAAACGCGAUAGCCAGAAACACAGAGAGACAUUGCUGAGGGGGAAGGAGGGCAGUCGUAGACGCCAAAGAUGGGAGAACGAUCAUCUUCUCCAUGUUCCAAAUGCCCAACCACCACUUCCAAGUGACUGGGAAGUUCGCCCGACCUACCCCGUUCAUCACGUACCGUAUUAUUUGGCUCCUUUGUGGGAUGCGGGUGUGCGUCAUCGAGCUGAGGAAAUUGCUGCUGAAAAGAAAUUGGAUAAAGCAAGAAAAUCUGGUAGCUGUGAGGAGAGAGGUCGUGUCCCGCAAGAUUUAAGGCAGAAGCUCAAGAAGAGCAAGGGAGCUAAGAGUCUUUUGCAAGACUUGGAGGAAGAGGUGAGAAAGUUCGUCCAAGAAUAUGAAGGAAAGCAGAAAAUCCUAGGACAGAUGAAGGAAGAUGAAGUGGACAGUGAGGAUGAGGAGAUUGUGUUCAUUGGAAGGAAUGGCACAAUGAGUGAUGAACAACGGAACCUAGUCGAAGAAGAGUUACAAAGAGAAAAAUUAGUCUUCGAUUCUUUAGCUGAUGAUACAGGGGCAAGCUUCGGACGCUGGCUUGUCCAUUCUAUUGCAUCUUACUACGGUCUCACUUCUCGAUCUAUCACAGUUGGCGAUCCCGCUCGUCGCGAGGCUUAUGUUGGUAUAAAGGAAAUGGGUACAGGUGGACAGAUCUCUCGUCUUCAAUCAGACCUCCCCCGUCCAUUGUGGGGAAUGAUCUGA
Molecule: messenger RNA, 957 nt
Organism: Botrytis fragariae
Lineage: Eukaryota; Fungi; Ascomycota; Leotiomycetes; Helotiales; Sclerotiniaceae
Product: putative uv-damaged dna-binding protein
Exons: 3
Coding region: 1-957 (318 amino acids)
Molecular function (GO): nucleic acid binding
Source: RefSeq, a predicted model, not a curated record